CCGACUGCGGCCAUGUGGGGACGAGGGAUCCUGCUCGCAGGACUGCUACUGCAGCUGUGCAGCCAUGGAGACGCCGCCGCUCUGUCCAACAACAGAAGGAAGAUAUUCCGCCGGAACUCCUCGCCGUACUUCCUGCCCUCCGGGGGCGACACGGACAACGACGUGAUCUCCGUGAGGUCCGAGGUCCACAUCCACCCCAACGGCGUCCACCCUGAGGACUGCAAGGACGAUGCCCGUGCGGAGGGGUUCCAGCAGCCUCUGGUGUCGUCCACGACCGCCCGGCCUCUGGGGGUGUCCCUGGAGUACCCCGGGGUCACGCCCCGGUCCUUCGGGGUCACGGUCACCACGACUGCCACGGUGAAGAAGGGCCGUCCGGCAGUCCUGGACUACUCGACCGUGGACAUAACCCCGAAACCAGGCGCCGUAUUGCCUCUGGAGGGGCAGAGCUUUCUGGGGGACUCGGCCUUGCUCCACGCAUUCCCCACGCUGGGGUCGUUCGGAAAUAGGUUCCAAAAAAUAGACCCCUUCGUUCCAGAUGUGCCGCCCGCGAUCGGACGGUACCCGGCAGACAUCGCUGGCUACCCGAUACCCCCCUCUUCGCUGGAAUUUUAUAAUCUUUCUCCCGGCUCCUACAGAGAACCGCUACCAACGUUUUUUGGGAACACCAAUGAGCAAGCAUAUCGCGGGUCUUUCGUUCCUUCGUUCACAACGGGCAGGCCAUUUAUAAGCACAAUUACGCCAAGCCCUAUUCCAGUAGGAUACCCUAAAAUUUCCCCGGCAGUUGGUUUCAGCUAUCCAACAACUACUGUGAUUCCUACGUCAUCAACACCAAGUCUGGUCGAAAGCACAACCACGACACCUGUCGCAACAGGCUACCCUAAAGUAACCCCAUCUGUUGAGUUUACCUACCCUUCAACAACACCAAAACCCUUUUCUUCAACAUCUACUUUCACGACUCCACAACCUACUAUUAGCACAGUUACUACUUCCCCGUCUAUAACAGACUACCAGAAAGUGACACCAUCUGUCCAGUUCACUUACCCUUCAACCACUGCAAAACCAGCUUCGCAGUCAUCAUUCAUACCUACUUUCACCACACCAAGACCUACUUUUAGCACAACUGUAACCCCUUUAGUAACCGGAUAUCCUAAAGUCUCUCCAUCAGUUGUAUUUUCUUAUCCUACUCCAAGACCAGCUUUACCAUCUUCGUUUGUACCUACUUUCACUACACCCAGACCUACUUUCAGCUCAACUGUAAGCCCUUUAAUAACAGGAUAUCCUAAGGUAUCUCCAUCAGUUGUGUUUUCUUAUCCUACUACUCCAAGACCAGCAUUCCCAUCUUCGUUUGUACCUACUUUCACUACACCCAGACCUACUUUCAGCUCAACUGUAAGCCCUUUAAUAACAGGAUAUCCUAAGGUAUCUCCAUCAGUUGGGUUUUCUUAUCCUACUACUCCAAGACCAGCUUUUCCGUCAUCAUUUGUACCUACUUUCACUACACCAAGACCUACUUUUAGCACAACAGCAAGCCCCUUAAUAACAGGAUAUCCUACGGUAUCUCCAUCAGAUGUGUUUUCUUAUCCUACUCAAAGACCCGCAUUCCCAUCAUCGUUUCUACCUACGUUCACUACACCAAGACCUACAUACAGCACAACAGCAAGCCCCUUAAUAACAGGUUAUCCUAAAGUUUCUCCAUCAGUUGUGUUUUCUUAUCCUACCACUCCAAGACCAGGAUUCCCAUCAUCAUUUCUACCUACUUUUACUACACCCAGACCUACUUUCAGCUCAACUGUAAGCCCUUUAAUAACAGGAUAUCCUAAGGUAUCUCCAUCAGUUGGGUUUUCUUAUCCUACUACUCCAAGACCAGCAUUCCCAUCUUCGUUUGUACCUACUUUCACUACACCCAGACCUACUUUCAGCUCAACUGUAAGCCCUUUAAUAACAGGAUAUCCUAAGGUAUCUCCAUCAGUUGGGUUUUCCUAUCCUACUACUCCAAGACCAGCAUUCCCAUCAUCGAUUGUACCUACUUUCACUACACCCAGACCUACUUUCAGCUCAACUGUAAGCCCUUUAAUAACAGGAUAUCCUAAGGUAUCUCCAUCAGUUGGGUUUUCUUAUCCUACCACUCCAAGACCAGGAUUCCCGUCAUCAUUUGUACCUACUUUCACUACACCAAGACCUACAUACAGCACAACAGCAAGUUCCUUAAUAACAGGAUAUCCUACGGUAUCUCCAUCAGUUGUGUUUUCUUAUCCUACUCAAAGACCAGCAUUCCCAUCAUCGUUUGUACCUACGUUCACUACACCAAGACCUACAUACAGCACAACAGCAAGCCCCUUAAUAACAGGAUAUCCUACGGUAUCUCCAUCAGUUGUGUUUUCUUAUCCUACUCAAAGACCAGCAUUCCCAUCAUCGUUUGUACCUACGUUCACUACACCAAGACCUACAUACAGCACAACAGCAAGCCCCUUAAUAACAGGAUAUCCUAAAGUUUCUCCAUCAGUUGUGUUUUCUUAUCCUACUACUCCAAGACCAGCAUUCCCAUCAUCGAAUGUACCUACUUUCACUACACCAAGCCCUACAUACAGCACAACAGUAAGCCCCUUAAUAACAGGAUAUCCUACGGUAUCUCCAUCAGUUGUGUUUUCUUAUCCUACUCAAAGACCAGCAUUCCCAUCAUCGUUUGUACCUACGUUCACUACACCAAGACCUACAUACAGCACAACAGCAAGCCCCUUAAUAACAGGAUAUCCUACGGUAUCUCCAUCAGUUGUGUUUUCUUAUCCUACUCAAAGACCAGCAUUCCCAUCAUCGUUUGUACCUACGUUCACUACACCAAGACCUACAUACAGCACAACAGCAAGCCCCUUAAUAACAGGAUAUCCUAAAGUUUCUCCAUCAGUUGUGUUUUCUUAUCCUACUACUCCAAGACCAGCAUUCCCAUCAUCGAAUGUACCUACUUUCACUACACCAAGCCCUACAUACAGCACAACAGUAAGCCCCUUAAUAACAGGAUAUCCUACGGUAUCUCCAUCAGUUGUGUUUUCUUAUCCUACUCAAAGACCAGCAUUCCCAUCAUCGUUUGUACCUACGUUCACUACACCAAGACCUACAUACAGCACAACAGCAAGCCCCUUAAUAACAGGAUAUCCUACGGUAUCUCCAUCAGUUGUGUUUUCUUAUCCUACUACUCCAAGACCAGCUUUACCAUCUUCGUUUGUACCUACGUUCACUACACCCAGACCUACAUACAGCACAACAGCAAGCCCCUUAAUAACAGGUUAUCCUAAAUUUUCUCCAUCUGUUACUUUUACUUACCCUACAACUUCUGUGAAGCCAGUAUUCUCGUCAACACUUCUUCCGAGCCCAAGCCCAACACUCUCAACUUCAACGUUUCUACCCACAUUUUCAACAACUGAACAGUACCUCACCAGUGGCUACCCCAAGGAAUCACCUUCUAUUCCUUUCGAUUAUCCUGCGAGCAAACUUACUAGCACUUCCCCAGCUUCGACCGCGUACACUUCUUCGUCAACCACAACUCAAAGGCCGGUGACAAUAUUUACAACAACAACCACAAAACCAUCUGUCGAGACAAGCCCUGCAGCGACGUUCACGGAGAAAACCACUGCCUCAGGGUACCCCAAAGAAGAAGAGCCAGCAGUCGCCUUCUCGUACCCCACUUCGCCUAAACCUCCGUCCAUAAUCGUCACCUCUACCUCUGCGCCGAUCGCACAAGGCUUCGACGGACAGUCUGCGUCCAUAUUGGUGGAGCACAUCCCGGAAACAGCAGCGCCGCUUCUCAGCAACCGUUUCCUGGCGGACUACCAGCAGGUGUACGGCGGGAACGUCCACGGCGUCCCUCCGGCCGUCCAGAACCUGCCCGACUACCCGGGACUCCCCCCGCUGGAUUUCGAGUUCAGGCACCGGCACACCGUCGGCGGACCCACGGCUGCCCCCGUCAUCUCCGUCCAGAACAACAGCCCCGGGCAGACGAACGUGCAGGCCUUCGUGAACAGCGGGGCCGGCACCCAGUUCUUCUCCGGCUUCGCCCAGGAGGAGAGGGGGCCUCAGUCCUCGCAGCACCGCCACGGGCUCCAGAGCGCCGGGUCCCUCGUGUCGGCCGGCUACCAGGGACCUCCGCCCGGGAACGUGCUCGUCGGAGACUCCUACACGAGCUACCACCACGGCGGCCCCGGUGGGAAAAAAUGCUUGGUCUGCACGGAUGCCAAAUGAGUUCACCACGUGAACCACGAGUGGUAACCCGCAGAGCAGUCAUUUGUUUGACUAACAAACGUAUUUGCUUAAAUCACAUGUCUCUGUAAAUUCUAACUUUUUUUGUAUAUUUUGUUACAAAAUAAAGUGUUGGCUUGCACGGA
Molecule: messenger RNA, 4376 nt
Organism: Bacillus rossius redtenbacheri
Lineage: Eukaryota; Metazoa; Arthropoda; Insecta; Phasmatodea; Bacillidae
Product: mucin-2-like
Exons: 3
Coding region: 13-4233 (1406 amino acids)
Source: RefSeq, a predicted model, not a curated record